AUGGUAGUGAAUGAGAGGCUGAUGAAGAGGAGGAUCUUUGCCGAUCUCUACGACUUCCAUACCUUCCCCACCACUACCACCACCAACACUGAGGAUGAGCAGUCCUUCAGAGUAAAGAUGAGUGCUUUUCUGGAAAAACAUGCUCACCUCAUGCACUCGCACUCCGCCACCAUGCUUCCCGCUUUUCUAGACCCGGUUGUUGGAGCAUCAUCGUUGGGUGAUGGAAAAUCAAAGCCACUAUGUGGCUCCACCCCUAUCUAUGAGUACCUCCAAAUCAUCCAAAACAUUGACGGUACCAUCAAACGUCUCUACGAAAUUCCUAGCACCCCUGCCGCACCUAAUCACAACAGUUCCACCUCUGUGAUCACCAAAGAUGUCACUCUCAACCCAAAUCACAACACUUGGUUCCGCAUAUUCCUAGCUCGCCAAGCACUAGAUAACACCUCUACCAACAACAGUGUCGGUAAGACAAAACUUCCUCUCAUUGUGUACUACCAUGGUGGUGGUUUUAUUCUUUUAAGUGCUGAUUCCACCAUGAAUCAUGAUUUUUGCUUCAACAUGGCACUUCAACUCUCCGCCGAGGUCGUCUCCGUCGAAUACCGUCUCGCUCCUGAGCACCGCCUUCCUGCGGCGUACGACGAUGCAGUGGAAGCGUUACAUUGGAUCAAAUGUACACAAGAAAAAUUGUUACGUGACUUUGCUGAUUAUUCUAAGUGUUUUCUAAUGGGUACUAGUGCGGGUGGCAAUAUAGCCUAUCACGUGGGGCUACGUGCAUCGACAGCCGUUUGUGAUUUUGAACCAUUGAAGAUCAAAGGGCUGAUUUUGCACCACCCGUUCUUUGGUGGGUCAAAAAGGACUGAAUCCAAGCUAAGGUUGCUCAACACUCCAGUUUUGCCACUAUGCAGUACUGAUUUGAUGUGGAAAUUGGCUUUGCCAAUUGGGGUUGACCGUGAUCAUGGGUAUUGCAAUCCAACGGUGGGUGAUGGAUUUGAACAAUUUGAUCAAAUUAGAGAGCUGGGUUGGUGGGUUGUGGUGACAGGUUGUGAUGGAGACCCAUUGGUAGACCGUCAGAUGGAGCUGGUAGAAAUGUUGAAGAAAAAGGGUGUUAAAGUAGAGGCACAAUUUAAUGAAGGAGAUUAUCAUGGGGUGGAACUAAUGGAUGUCACGAAAGCUAAUGCACUGUUUGUGUUCCUAAUGUAUUUCCUAGAAAAAUGCUAGGUUGGUUGGUUUCUCGUUUCUGCGAUUUCACUUGGAACCUAUCUUGUUUUCUUUUAUUUUCUAUGAAUAUAUUUUUUAUUUAAUAAGCAAACUAAAAUUAAGUUUC
Molecule: messenger RNA, 1324 nt
Organism: Quercus lobata
Lineage: Eukaryota; Viridiplantae; Streptophyta; Magnoliopsida; Fagales; Fagaceae
Product: carboxylesterase 1-like
Exons: 2
Coding region: 1-1218 (405 amino acids)
Molecular function (GO): hydrolase activity
Source: RefSeq, a predicted model, not a curated record